Molecule: messenger RNA, 2522 nt
Organism: Prosopis cineraria
Lineage: Eukaryota; Viridiplantae; Streptophyta; Magnoliopsida; Fabales; Fabaceae
Exons: 17
Coding region: 148-2187 (679 amino acids)
Molecular function (GO): carbohydrate binding
Source: RefSeq, a predicted model, not a curated record
AUAAGCGUAUUAACUUUGCUUCACGCAAAUGGCUGAAACUGUGAUUUUGAAGUACCUGAAUGCUAAAGUUCCAAAGAGAAUUUAGUGACAAAGAGAAAGAAAUUCGUUUCCUCAAAAAUAACUCGGUUUUGAUUAUAUUGGUGAAAGAUGAAGAAAAGUAAUCCCUUGCUGCGGUGGUUUGCAAUAACUGUGCUUUGUUUCUUGCUGCUUAGUGGUUCUUCUGAGGGUUCCGCCUCAAUUAGAAGAGCUUUGCUGAAGAAUAAUAACCUCACACAACCGUCAACUUCGCCUGCUGUUAAGCUGGAUGAAAAAAAUCAUAACCAGGUUGUGAUGGAUAAUGGAAUCAUCCGCGUUACGUUGUCCAGACCAGAAGGCUACGUCCUUGCAAUAUCUUAUAAUGGAAUUGACAAUGUACUCGAAGCUCAAAACGGAAAUGAUAAUAGAGGGUAUCUUGACGUUGUUUGGAAUCAAGGUUUUCAGAAAAUCAAAGGGACCAAGUUCUCAGUUAUAGAAAAGACUGAAGAUCAAUUAGAAGUUUCAUUUUUAAGAGAAUGGACAUCUUCCAUGAUCGGAUCAGUCCCUAUAAAAAUAGACAUGAGGUAUAUAAUGCGAAGAGGCGACUCGGGAUAUUACUCGUACGCAAUAUUUGAGCGGCCAAAAGGAUUUCCAGCAGCUCGGGUUUUUCAGAUUAGGCUAGUUUAUAAGCUCCGACAAGACAAGUUCCACUAUAUGGCUAUAUCAGGGAAGAGGCAAAGAGUGAUGCCAACAGCUGAGGAUAGAAGCACCGGACAGAAACUUGCUUAUCCUGAAGCUGUUCUUUUGACCAAUGCGAAGGACCCAAGAAUUAGAGGAGAGGUGGAUGACAAAUACCAGUACUCGGCGGAGAACAAAGACAACUGUGUGCAUGGAUGGAUUAGCUUUGACACAGAACCACACACCGGCUUCUGGGUUAUCGCGCCCAGUAAUGAGUUUCGUAAUGCUGGGCCCCACAAACAAGAUCUUACGUCUCAUGUUGGCCCCACCUCCCUUGCUAUGUUUGUGAGCACUCACUACGCUGGGACGAAUGUGUCGAUUAACUUCCAAGAAGGGGAGACUUACAAGAAGGUGUUUGGCCCUAUCUUUGUCUAUCUUAACUCUGCUUCAACCAACGAGGAUUUAGAUACGCUCUGGUCUGAUGCUGUUCGACAGUUCAACGAGGAAGUCAAAAGCUGGCCCUAUGAUUUCCCUCGAUCUCCAGAUUUCAUUCUUCCGGGUCAACGUGGAACAGUAAAUGGGCAAUUACAAGUCCGAGAUUGGUUUAAGAAGGGAUGGGGAAUUUUAAACGCUAAGUUUGCUUAUGUUGGUCUAGCUCUGCCUGGAGAAAAUGGAUCAUGGCAGAUAGAGAGCAAGGGUUAUCAAUUCUGGGCUCAAGCUGAUGAGAAUGGCUACUUUGAAAUCAAAUACGUUAUACCAGGGGACUAUAAUCUGUAUGCCUGGGUUCCUGGGUUUAUUGGUGAUUACAGAUAUAAUGCUACAGUCAGCAUCAAACCAGGCGGUGUCAUUAAAUUGGGUCCACUUGUAUUUAGUCCUUCAAGAAAUGGCCCUACGAUAUGGGAAAUUGGUAUCCCAGAUCGGUCAGCCCAAGAGUUAUACGUACCAGACCCUGACCCUAAGCUUGUGAACAGAUUAUAUCAGAAUGAUACGAGAAACAGGUUUAGACAAUAUGGGUUGUGGGAGCGUUACACUGACUUGUACCCGGAGAAAGACCUCGUUUAUAAUGUUGGCGUCGAUAGGCAUGACAAGAAUUGGUUUUUUGCUCACAUUUCCAGAAGGACAGGAAAUGACACAUACCAACCAGCAACAUGGCAGAUUAAAUUUGAACUUGACGAUUAUGUCACAUCAUCAGGAAACUACACGCUUCAAGUGGCCUUAGCGUCAGCCAAUGAAGCUAAGUUGCAGGUUUGGUUCAAUGAUGCGAGCGAGGUUGAUCCCCACUAUGAGACAGCGAGGAUGGGAAAAGACAAUGCAAUAGCGAGGCAUGGAAUUCACGGGUUGUAUAGUUUGAUCAGUAUUGAAGUAGCAAGUGAUCGGUUUAAGAAGGGAAGCAAUACUAUCUAUCUCAAGCAGUCAGAAGCCUCAGACUCAUUUCAAGGUGUUUUGUAUGAUUAUCUCCGUUUAGAAAGACCUCCAACUGAUUCAAGGAUAUGAAUUCUCUCUUUGUAAUGGACACCGUAUAAUCAGGGUGAUUUAUGGGAAAUGACGAGUAAGGACUCUGUAAAAAAAUUAAUGUCAAAUUAGGGUUUCUUCACAACUAAAGUUCUCAACUUCAUAAUUCUUUUUCCCAUAUUGUAAUACUAAAAUUAUUGAUUUGACAUUAAUUUUUUUAUAAGGUCCUUACUUAUCAUUUUUUCAUUUAUUAUUUGUGUAAAAUGAUCAUUUUUUCUAGGUAGAAUGAAUAAUUUAUUUGUCUAUUUUUUUUAUUACACUUUGGUUCAUAAUUUAUAAGGUCAUAGGUUCAAAUCAAUAUGAAGACCUUGUUCAUA